This is a messenger RNA of Fibroporia radiculosa, 1251 nucleotides long. RefSeq lists its product as uncharacterized. Gene Ontology annotation, cellular component: mitochondrial inner membrane. NCBI's taxonomy places the organism in Eukaryota, Fungi, Basidiomycota, Agaricomycetes, Polyporales, Fibroporiaceae. Gene Ontology annotation, biological process: protein quality control for misfolded or incompletely synthesized proteins; mitochondrial protein processing. The record is from RefSeq and is a predicted model, not a curated record. Gene Ontology annotation, molecular function: metalloendopeptidase activity. The transcript has 9 exons. The coding region runs from base 1 to 1251 and encodes 416 amino acids.
AUGUUCAAACUUCCUCAAGGGCUGAAGAUACUUCCGUCUACUCGCACUUGUUGUGGCAUAUUUUUGAGACCUAGGGGGCCGGCUACGUCGGCCUUUCUCCGAAUACCUGCGCAGACCAUAAGUAAUCCGGCCCGUCAAUUCUCUGCAACUCAUUCCUGGUGUGGUCCUCGUUAUGUCCGGUUCAAUGUAGACCAAGAGCAUCCAUUUAAUGUCAGGAAAUGGGACCUUGGGACCCGAAUCGUGGCCGCGGUCGUGGUUGGCGGUGGUGUGUACUAUGUAACACAGUCCUUGCUACCUAUUUACUUGUUUGCCAUAUGUGUUCGCAGUCUCGAGAAGGUUCCAGAGACAGGUCGAUGGCGCUUUAUGGAUGUGAAUCCUAAAAUCGAAGCCAAGCUAGCGAAGGUAUCGUAUGAAGAGCUUCUGUCUGAAUAUCAAGGCAAAAUUCUUCCCGAGCAUCAUCCCCUCACUCGACAUGUCCGAAGGGUUGUUUCGCGUAUCCUAGAAGCAUCCAACCUAGGCACGCUUGCAUUCGAGAAACCUGGAUAUCUGGUCACUACCGGGCCAUCGGAUGAUCUAUGGAGUACGAGCACACAGACGGCAGACACUCCUCCUGGUGCUGGUGGUAGAGUGUGGAAUUUGCUCGUGGUUAAUGAUGAUCGUAUGGUCAAUGCAAUGGCAAGCUAUGGAAACAUUGUCGUAUUUACUGGAAUUCUUCCCAUAGCAAAGGACGAACAAGGAUUAGCCGCUAUCUUAGGGCAUGAGAUUGGACACGUCGUAUUGCGGCACAACUCGGAGCGCUACUCCUCCAUGAAGGUUCUUCUCGCCCUUGCGACUCUGCUUGAAAUUGCCGGUCUAGAUUUUGGUUUUGCAAGACUACUUACGUCAUUACUGUAUGAUCUUCCAAAUUCGAGGACGCAAGAGUUAGAAGGCAAGCUUGCCACUGUUCACGCGGACCAUGUAGGCCUGAAAUUGGCUUCCCGAGCAUGCUUCGAUCCACGCGCCGCGCCAGAAAUGUUCACGCGUCUGGGAAAGCUUGAGCAAAGCAAGGGAGGGAUACAGAUCGGGUUCAUUAGUACACAUCCCCCCUCACGGCAACGAGUUCAGCAACUAGAAGAACUUCUCCCCGAAGCAUAUGCAAUACAGGCUGCAAGUCCGGAAUGUGGUGCCAUCCAGGACAGUUUAGCUGCAUUUAGGGAUACAUUUGCUCGUGACUCUUGGAGAGCAGCGGAUGAAAACGUAGUUUGGACGUGA